Messenger RNA from Crotalus tigris (Tiger rattlesnake), 1179 nucleotides. RefSeq names its product maestro heat-like repeat-containing protein family member 1. Gene Ontology annotation, cellular component: cytoplasm. NCBI's taxonomy places the organism in Eukaryota, Metazoa, Chordata, Lepidosauria, Squamata, Viperidae. The transcript is spliced from 7 exons. The annotation marks the transcript as partial. The record is from RefSeq and is a predicted model, not a curated record.
AUGAGUCGCAGGCUGACCAAGUUGCCGUUGCUAAAGAAGAAGGACAGCAAGGAGUCCAACCUUCAGGUCAAUCGUGACCAGCAGCAGUGGGACCGCCAGGUAGCCCAUUUCUCUGGCUCCCACCCAUCCACUUCCCAAGACGCAGCCACUCGGAGAACCACGCAGCUCCUGCCUCUGCUUGUGAAGUCUUCCGCAGCUCCAACACAGGCCAGGAAGAGGGUUCAGCUUCCAGCGCUGGUGCUCCCCGACCUGGGCCAAAGGACAACCCUGAGGACCACUCCAGGGACUGCUCAGGCGGACGACCAGCAAGGCGAGAAAGAGCCCGUGGCCUUGCCAAGGGUGCCGGAGAGGGAAAGCUCUCAGAGGAGCAGCCUAUCCCAGGGGAGAAGGCCUUCCAAGGCCCUCCUGCCUUUAUAUCCAGAACUCUCCGACCAAUGUUUCCAAACCUUCUGGGAGAGCAAGGAGCCACUGAAUGGCAGAUCUGUGACAGAGAUGUUGGAGCAGAUGGAUGAAAAGGAAAUACUAGAUACCAUCCUGGAGCAUCUUCGUCCCUCCCUGCAUAUCUCUGCAGGCCCCCAACUGCCCAGGAGGAAAACGGAUGGACUUCCCUCCCUCCACCAGAAGUCUGCGCUCCGAGAAAGUCAUUCCCAUCUCUUGCCUCAAGAGAAGAUUUCGCUUUACAAAUACUACGGGGUGAAACUACGCAACUCGAGACAGAAAGACCUGGUCAAGGAACAACUGAAAAAUCUUCUAGGUUUUUCAUUUCAAGAAGAAACAGACAGAGAAGGAAUCUCUGAAGCCAUCGGAGUGGUUGCCUUUUGCCAUCUUCCUGAGAUCCUGGUGGCCCUGAGGCAGGUUGGCCACUUUGUGCGUGCAAAGAAACCUGCUCUGCAAGAAGCCCCCUUUCAGGACCCACACUCUUGUUUUGAGAGACAAAUUCGCACAGCCGUGAUCCUGUGCUAUGGCCACGCAGCCCUGGGAGCCCAGCCAGAGGACCUGAUGCCUUUAGCUGAACACAUUGUCUCUGAGAUUCUCUUCCAGUAUUGGACCAGGAACAAGGAUGAAGCCUUGACGAAAGCGUUCCUGACGUCCGUGAUCAGGAUCACCAAGGCUCUUGUCCAGACCAAGAGUCAGGAUGUCCAUUUACCCCACAAAUCUGAACUGGCCCUCAAUAUAAAU